CCGGCUCGGGAACGUGUGAAGCCCGACAGCGUCACGGCGUCAUAAGAGCAACUAAUGGCGCUCACCUUGUCUCUUACAACCACCUCUGCGGACUCUGUCGACUCCUUGAGCCAUGACCGACUUCUCGUACGACUCUUUGGGCUUCAAAGACAUUCUCGUCACCUUGGAUGAUGGUGUUCUCCUCGUUCUCAUCAACCGUCCCAAGCAAAAGAACAUGUUCGAAGCUGACCUCGCGAACGACAUUAUCCGCGUCUUCGAAGUCGCAGACAAGGAUGACCGCGUUCGCGCGGUCAUCCUGUCUGCCGACCCUACCGCACCUGCAUACUGCUCGGGAGCGAACAUCACUGGCGGAUGGGACAACCUCUUGACGCCCGAAGAGAAGAAGGAAGGCCUCCACUCGCAUCGCGAUGGCGGAGGCAAAGUCGCCAUGGCUAUCUAUCAUUGUCGCAAGCUCACUAUCGCUGCUGUGAACGGCCAUGCUGCCGGCGUAGGCUGCACUGCGCUACAGCUACCCUUCGACAUUCGCUUCGCCUGGAAGGAUGCGAAGAUCAUCUUCCCCUUCGUCCGUCGCGGGAUUGUCCCCGAAGCGACCUCCUCGUACCUCCUCCCCCGCCUCAUCGGCCAGUCACGCGCCACCGCCGUCCUCCUCACCGGCGACAUCCUCUCCCCGACCUCCCGCCACCUCGACGGCCUCUACCACACUAUCCUCCCCACGCGCGCGGAGGUCCUCCCCGCCGCGCUCGCCUUCGCCAAGGAGCUCGCGCAGAACACCUCGCAGGUCUCCGUCGCUUACGCGAAGGGUCUCAUUCAGCACCCCGGCGCUGAUCAGGAGGAGAAUCAUCUGCACGACUCGUACGCGAUGGCGGCGUUCAGCAAGGCGCGCGAUGCAAGGGAGGGGACGAAGGCGUUCUUCGAGCGUCGCGCGCCCAAGUUUAAGGAUACGCUAUCGGAGAACCUGCCGUCGUACUAUCCUUGGUGGCGCUCUGUCGAUAUCCGCCAUCGGGCAUUCAAGCUAUGAGGAUGGUCAUUGUGCGUUGGGAAAUCUUACGUAUACGCCUUGUUGCUUGAUGUACGAGUAUAUGGAAUUCAUGGCUGCUUCACGCAUAAUUGCGAGCCACUCUCCCUCCC
This is a messenger RNA of Schizophyllum commune H4-8, 1128 nucleotides long. Its product is annotated as ClpP/crotonase. NCBI's taxonomy places the organism in Eukaryota, Fungi, Basidiomycota, Agaricomycetes, Agaricales, Schizophyllaceae. The record is from RefSeq and is a predicted model, not a curated record. The transcript has 7 exons. The coding region runs from base 113 to 1018 and encodes 301 amino acids.